This is a messenger RNA of Cynara cardunculus var. scolymus (artichoke), 1409 nucleotides long. RefSeq names its product chloroplast stem-loop binding protein of 41 kDa a, chloroplastic. Lineage: Eukaryota; Viridiplantae; Streptophyta; Magnoliopsida; Asterales; Asteraceae. Bases 4 to 1212 code for a protein of 402 amino acids. Gene Ontology annotation, molecular function: RNA binding. The transcript has 6 exons. Gene Ontology annotation, biological process: rRNA processing. The record is from RefSeq and is a predicted model, not a curated record. Gene Ontology annotation, cellular component: cytosol.
UCAAUGGCCACUCUUCUUUCAUCUUCUACAUCCUCUCUCCUCUUCUCCAAUCUCUCUCCUCCAUCUCUCUCUCCCAUCUCUCUCUCCCUCUCUCUCUCUUUCUCUUCCUCUGCUUCUUUAUCUUCUUCCAUCUCUCUCUCAUCUCUCUCAAAGAGACUCUCUCUCUCUUCAAAGAGACUCUCUCUCUCCUCAUUCACAGUCAAUGCUGCUGCUGCUGCUUCAGAGAAGAAGAAAGUGCUGAUUGUUAACACCAACAGUGGUGGUCAUGCUGUAAUUGGCUUCUAUUUUGCUAAACAGCUUCUGGGUUGUGGUCAUGAUGUCACCAUUCUGACUGUUGGUGAUGAGAGUUCUGAUAAGAUGAAGAAGCCUCCAUUCUCAAGAUUCUCUGAAAUUGUGGAUGGUGGUGGUAAGACAGUAUGGGGUGAUGUUGGUGCAAUUGGAACAGUUUUGGAAGGAUUGACAUUUGAUGUUGUUUUGGAUAACAAUGGCAAAGAUUUGGAUGCUGUCAGGCCAGUGGCAGAUUGGGCAAAGAGUUCAGGUGUAGGACAGUUUUUGUUCAUCAGCAGUGCUGGAAUUUAUAAGCAAACCGAAGAGCCACCACACGUUGAAGGGGAUGCCGUCAAAGCGGAUGCGGGUCAUGUUGCAGUAGAGAAAUACCUCUCGGAGGUUUUCGAUAACUGGGCAAGCUUUCGCCCACAAUACAUGAUUGGUUCUGGCAACAACAAAGACUGCGAAGAGUGGUUCUUUGAUCGUAUCGUGAGGGGAAGGCCAGUUCCGAUCCCAGGCUCGGGUAUGCAACUAACAAACAUCUCCCACGUUAAGGACUUAUCGUCUAUGCUAACAAAAGCAGUCGAGAAUCCGACUGCUGCAAGUGGGAAUAUCUUCAACUGUGUCAGCGAUCGAGCCGUGACACUAGAUGGAAUGGCCAAAUUAUGUGCUAAAGCAGCAGGUUUGCCGGUUGAGAUCGUGCACUACGAUCCAAAAACCAUUGGAAGUGAUGCAAAGAAAGCUUUCCCUUUUCGCAAUAUGCAUUUCUAUGCAGAACCAAGAGCUGCAAAGGACAUUCUAGGAUGGCAAAGUGCCACAAAUCUACCUGAAGAUUUGAAGGAGAGAUUUGAAGAGUAUGUGAAGAUAGGGAGAGACAAGAAGGCCAUGACAUUUGAUAUUGAUGACAAGAUAAUAGAAUCCCUGAAAGUACCCGUAAGCGUCUGAUAAGCCAAAACAGGAAAGUCUAUGAGUUUAUGUUCAGUUUUCUUGCAAAUGUAAUCGGAUUAUUAUGUGCGACCCAUGUUCCAUUGCAUCAAUAGGUGUAAUCUCUGGUAAAUUCAGUUAAUUGUUAAGUGUUUAUUUUUACUGUAAUAUGUAAAAGAGUGAAUCGAGCAAUGGAAAAUACUUCAACGUAACCUAAA